Molecule: messenger RNA, 1307 nt
Organism: Linum tenue
Lineage: Eukaryota; Viridiplantae; Streptophyta; Magnoliopsida; Malpighiales; Linaceae
Source: the annotation of a GenBank genome assembly
GAAAAAUAAAGCAAAAGAAUUCCACAAACAAAAAAAUCCAAUUUCUCCUCCCUCGGUUUCCUCAAUCUGCCCGAUUGUCCCUCCCGCCCCCGAACAAAAUUCCAAUCCUCCUCCUGCUGCUGCGUUCUCUUCCUCCCUCUCCUCUCCAGAUUCAAACAUUUCCUUCCUCUCCUCCCCUCCCCUCCCCGAUUACCUCUCCCUUCCUUCUCUCCGUCGCCCCCGCCUCCUCCUUCGCCGUCGCCGCCACCGCCACCUACGCCAUCGUCGUCCUUCCUCGAGGAUUCCCUCGACUCUUCUCGGCCAUUGCGCGUGGAUUGCUCGGGAGAAGCUGCUGAGAGAAAGAGCGAGCUAGAGCGAGAGCGAGAGAGAGAGAAGCGCUUGUGUUUCUUUCUCUUUGUCUUGAGUUAUGCAGAGCCAGUUGGUGUGCAACGGAUGUAGGAGCAUUCUUCUUUAUCCAAGAGGAGCUUCAAAUGUUUGUUGUGCCUUAUGUAAUACAAUUACAUCAGUCCCUCCUUCGGGGAUGGAAAUGGCUCAACUUAUAUGUGGAGGUUGCAGGACUUUGCUAAUGUAUACACGUGGUGCAACCAGUGUCAGAUGCUCUUGCUGUCAUACUGUGAACCUGGCACCAGUGUCUAGUCAGGCUGCUCAUGUAAACUGUGGCAACUGCCGGACGACACUUAUGUAUCCAUAUGGAGCUCCAUCUGUGAAGUGUGCAGUCUGUCAUUAUGUCACAAAUGUCAGUGUGGCAAAUGUGAGGGUUCAACUGCCAGUGAACAGAACAAAUGGUACAGGUGCUACGCUGCCAUCCACUUCCUCAGCAAUGCCGCAAUCACAGACUCAGACAGUAGUUGUCGAAAAUCCAAUGUCUGUCGAUGAAAGUGGGAAAUUGGUGAGCAAUGUGGUUGUUGGAGUCACAACAUAUAAAAAAUAAGGAAGCGGGGGAGGCUUUUGGAGAUGUUUGCUUGUAUCCAAUUUGAUUAGGGUUAGGGGUCAUGGCUUUUGGGGUUUGGGAGGGGGUGGAGGAUGGGAACUGUGUGUAUAAUAUUUCAAUGGAGAUUAAACAGAAAGAGAAAGAAGCUAUAGAGAAAAGAAGCCUUGGGGAAGAAAUUUAAAAAAGAAAGUGGAUGUACAUUUUGGAGAGGAACUUUGUACCAUUCAUGCAUAUUUUGUACUCUACUCAAAACCAUGGUGACUCACCCUGCUGCUGUAAUCUUUCAGAUUUAUUUGAUUACAUUUUUGGUAAUCUCUUACAGAAAAUCUUCAUCUGUACAUCUCUUAUAUAAAUGACUAGGACAUUCUGUUUUGGG